UGUGAGCAGACAGAGAGAGUAAGAGUGGAAGAAAGACGCUGAACACAGAUAUUAACAAAAUAUUGCGGGCAAGCUAGCCCCGUUUCAGAAAAACACGGUCAAGCCAGCCACGAUUGCUAGAGCGAUUCAAACUUUAAAAGAGUCGUCAGCACUCCAAUAACUUUCGCGGAACUUUGAUGUCAAACACUGCCGGUGCAUCUCGAACAAGCCUUGGCCGGGUCUCGCGACAAAUCCCCGCCCCCAUGUGACGUAGGCAAAUAAUUGUUAAUAUCGAAUGGGUAGUUUUUUUCAUUUUCUUUUUCAACAAGGCUUCGGGUUUCACGAACAUCUUUGCUACUUCAGUUUCGGCUGUUGGAAAUUCGUUAUUUAAGAGGCUGUGGACAUAUAACUGGGGGACUGUAAUUGAGAAGAAUACGUGAGGCGAUUAAAAAACAAGCCUGAUUUAACAGCCAUCUAAUUUCUUCUUCGCUGGAUAAAAUAACAUUGAGGCAUAUUUUAUAACAUCCACUUAUUUUCCAGGCGAAAAAAAAAUAAUAAUAAUACAGGUUUGGAAUUACGUGAAGGCUAUUUUUGCAGAAACAGCCAUGAGUGCUAAUGUUGUGCUGCUGUUCACACUGGUCUGGACUUUCACAGCUAUCUGUCAAGCAUUUGAUGAUGGUUUCUUCAGUGUGAGCUGUGAUGAUGUGACUGGAUCUGUGGGGAAAGAAGUAACUCUCACCUGCAGCGUCUCUCUGCAGAGAACUGACUGCUGCGUUGCAAUCUAUAUGUUUCAAUAUCCUGAGAUUUAUAAUGACUCAGUAAUCUGUACACAAGAGCUUCCUGAGGACUCCUGUGAACAGAGGAGCAUCUUCACAUGCAACUACACUCCAACUACAGCAAUGACAGAAAAAUUCAUAUUCUCACUGCAAACAGAGUGUGGAAUGAAAAGAACAAAAUUCACUGUGAACAUAAUAGAUUCCUGCGAUGUAAGCUGUGCAAAUGUAACUGGAUCAGUAGGAAAAGAAGUAACUCUUACCUGCAGUGUCCCUCAGCUGUGCCUUGAAUGCUGCAUUACACAUUAUAUGUUUAAAUACCCCAAUUAUGACUCAACAAUCUGUAGACAAGCACUUCCUGAGGACUCCUGUGAACAGGGAAACAGCUUUACAUGCAGCUACACUCCAACUACAGUGAAGACAGAAAUCAUGUUUGUUAUGCAAACUAAGUGUGGAAGGAAAAAUACUAAGUUCACAGUGGACACAACAGAUACCAUUAAACUUUUAAUUGCCACUGAACCUCCUGGUCAUGGAUCUAAGGCCCUUGUCCUCACCGGUGUAAGUGGUUUCAUCGUCAUCAUCAUCAUCAUCAUCAUCGUUGCAAUCAUUUGUGUAAAGAGGUUUAAAAGAACCAACCCUUCUGGAUUCCAGAUGAAUUAUGAAAGAGGUGUUUAUGGAGAAAAAGAAAUGGUUGACACAUAAUUAGUAAGCAACCAAAUGAUGGCAGUGUUUCUCUUUUCAUGUUAACAUCAUGAAAGUUAUGAUGUUCAGUUUAACUGAAGUUGCUGUAAAACUCUAAUCGUCACUACUACCAACAGAAUUGUUUUGUGUGCACAGUGAUGUUACACCAAUAUAUCUGAACACCAGUUAAUCAACCAAUAUGGCUAUAUUGAUUAUCUGCAUCAGAUAAUUUUAUGCUUUGUUUUUUCAACUUCUUUUGUGUAAAUAUUGUGUAAAAUAGGUUUUAUGUCAUAUCCACAC
Molecule: messenger RNA, 1733 nt
Organism: Carassius gibelio (silver crucian carp)
Lineage: Eukaryota; Metazoa; Chordata; Actinopteri; Cypriniformes; Cyprinidae
Exons: 7
Coding region: 585-1454 (289 amino acids)
Source: RefSeq, a predicted model, not a curated record